Blastomyces gilchristii SLH14081 is the source of this 1236-nucleotide messenger RNA. RefSeq lists its product as uncharacterized. NCBI's taxonomy places the organism in Eukaryota, Fungi, Ascomycota, Eurotiomycetes, Onygenales, Ajellomycetaceae. The transcript has 5 exons. Gene Ontology annotation, cellular component: cytoplasm; fungal-type cell wall. Bases 1 to 1236 code for a protein of 411 amino acids. The record is from RefSeq and is a predicted model, not a curated record. Gene Ontology annotation, biological process: fungal-type cell wall (1->3)-beta-D-glucan biosynthetic process. Gene Ontology annotation, molecular function: 1,3-beta-glucanosyltransferase activity.
AUGAAGUUCUCCUCCGUCAUCGCGGGCGCCGCUCUUGCGGGUUCGGCCUUCGCUGCUGAGCUGGACCCCAUUGUCAUCAAGGGCUCCAAAUUCUUCUAUAAAUCUAGCGGCGAGCAAUUUUUCAUGCGCGGUGUUGCAUACCAACAGGAAAUCUCCAGCAAUGGCACUACCAAUAAAACUGGCUAUAAAGACCCCCUUGCCAAUGUCGAGAAUUGCAAACGCGACAUUCCACUCCUCCAAGAACUAGAGACAAAUAUCAUCAGAGUCUACGCGAUCGAUCCCAAGGCGGACCACACCGAGUGCAUGGAAAUGCUCCAGGAAGCCGGCAUCUACGUGGUCGCUGACCUGUCUGAGCCCAGAACCUCGAUCAACCGUGAUGAUCCUAAGUGGGACAUCGAACUUUACAACCGCUACACUGCCGUCGUAGACGUGCUUGCCCCUUACUCAAACGUCAUGGGCUUCUUCGCCGGCAACGAGGUUUCAAACAACAAGUCCAACACUGACGCUAGUGCCUUCGUCAAGGCUGCCGUUCGCGACACCAAGGCCUAUAUUAAGCAGAAUGGUUACCGCUCCAUUGGUGUCGGUUACGCUACCAACGACGAUGCCGAUAUCCGCGAUGAUAUGGCUGAUUACUUCAACUGCGGCAGCAAAGAGGAGUCUAUUGACUUCUGGGGUUACAACAUCUACUCGUGGUGCGGUGACUCUAGCUUCAAAGAGUCUGGCUACGAUAAGGUUGUCAAGGAGUUCUCCUCCUACUCUGUCCCCGUCUUCUUCGCUGAGUAUGGCUGCAACGAAGUCCGCCCACGCAAGUUUACCGAUGUCGCUGCGAUGUACGGCCCUCAGAUGACACCCGUCAUCAGUGGAGGUAUCGUGUACAUGUAUUUCCAAGAGGCUAACAACUACGGUUUGGUCGACCUCAAGGGUGACAAGGUCACACGCCGUGUUGAUUUCAAGAACCUGAAGGAACAAAUUACCAAGGUCGACCCCAAGGGUGUCAAGAUGAGCGAGUACAAAGCCGAGUACACUGAACUCUCUGAGUGCCCCGGGACCAGCAGCGCAUGGAAAUCCCACCCGUCUCUCCCCCCCGUCCCCAACAAGGAACUCUGCGCCUGCAUGGUCAAAUCCCUCUCCUGCGUCGCCAAGAAGUCCAUCGACGACGAAGAUCUCGGUGACAAAUUCGGCACCGUGUGCGGGUCUUGGCGAGGAUGUCUGCGCCGGCAUCGCCCACGAUACUGA